AGGCUGCUUCGGUGCAGGCCGGGGUGGCCACAGCGGCAGCGAAGGCGGUGCCCGCAGGGCCUCCCAAGAAGAAGGUGCUCGUCGUGGGAGACGAGAACCUUCUCUUCACCGCCGGGCUGCAGAAGGCCUACGAGGACGUAGAGUUCAGCGUUGCCACCUGCCUGUCUUGGCAGAACCUGGAGGCCUACAGCUACGACCCGCACCCGGCGGUGCUCGGGAACAGAGUCCAGCACAUGGUGGACCCAUGCAGGGUCGGCUGGAACUUCCAUAGGGGCUACUUCGACGGGCUGAUGCUGUUUCUGCCUGGCCUGAGCUUUAUGAUCCCCAGGGAGCUGGGCUCCGCCGACAGGGCGCUGUUCGCCUUCAGGACGCACCACUUCUUGCUGAACGUGCUCGGGAAGGCGAAGGCGUGCCUGAGAGCCGAGGAUGGCCUGUUGCACCUGGUGUGGCCGGACGAGAUAGGUCUGAUGUCCUCGCCCUGCGGCGCGGCGGGGCUGGAGAUCCCGCAGCUGUUGGCCUCCUGCGGUUGCCGGCCUGCCGAGGCCGCGUUCGACAUUGGCAGGCUGGAGGCUGGAGCUUUCCAGCCUUUCCUCUUCGGCGACGUCCCGCCCGAGGUUCCCGAGUGGCUGAGCGGAGCGCAGAUCCACUCCUACACCUGCGGCAGCAGCGCCAUCUCCAUCCCCAUGUC
This is a messenger RNA of Prorocentrum cordatum, 688 nucleotides long. NCBI's taxonomy places the organism in Eukaryota, Dinophyceae, Prorocentrales, Prorocentraceae. The record is from the annotation of a GenBank genome assembly.